Acanthochromis polyacanthus (spiny chromis) is the source of this 2282-nucleotide messenger RNA. RefSeq names its product repetitive organellar protein. The record is from RefSeq and is a predicted model, not a curated record. Bases 15 to 1514 code for a protein of 499 amino acids. The transcript is spliced from 9 exons. Lineage: Eukaryota; Metazoa; Chordata; Actinopteri; Pomacentridae.
ACAAAUCCCAGAGCAUGCCCCUCCACUGGCAGAGAGUGCCAUCCCUCGGCUCCAGUCCAGCUUCACUGGCGGGAUCCAGUCUGUCCCUACGAGCACCUUCACGCACCGAGUCCGUUCAGUCUCUGGACUCUCUCGAUGGGAAUGACCCGUUCGACACACCAAGCGAUCAGUCAGUCAAUUUCGUGCUGAAGGAGCUGAGGAGUAUUGAAGGGAAACCGGUUAAUUCGCCAUCAGGGAGUAGGAUCCCAGUUCUAGAGAGGAGGGAUGGGAGGUACACUGGAAAAGGUGAAGAUGUAGCAUCACCCACAGUGAACAGGAUGCUGAACUUUGAGGAAAUGAAGAAUGGAGGACAAGAAGUGGAUGAAGAGGACGGAGAUGUGCUGACAGAGCUGAGAGAUGAGUUCAUGCCGCUCCAUCGAGAGAGCACGACUGCCAGAGUUCACCAUGCUAUCAGGCACUUGCGAAGCCAGCUCGACCAAGCUGCAUCCCGCAUCAGGACCCUAGAGGCUGAGCUGAAACAUGGGAAGAGCAAACCAGCUGAGAUCAAUGGAUCAGAGAACUGGACUCCUCUCCUCCAGGAGGAAGGUGGCGGCUCCCUGCUGCAGAGCCUCGGCCGCUCCCUGCACAGCCGGGAGCGUCUGGUCCAGGAGUGCAUGGGUCUGAUCAGAAGACUGUGUGUGGAGGAGGGAGCAGGCACUGAGCUGGCCAGCAAGUUGACUGAGAAACUGACUGAGACUCUGAAGGAAAUUCUGUCGGACAACAAGGCUGCCCUGGAGACUCUAAAGUCUGAAUGGACAGAGAAAGAAAAGGGCAUGGAGAAAGAGAUUGAGGCACUGAGGAAGGCUGGACGAGACCGAGAGAGAGACCUGGACACACUCAACACUGUGCUGCAGUGCAACCAGGACAUUAUCAAUGACCUGCGAGUGGCUCUGGGGGAGAAGGAGCACCUUCUGAAGGGGGUGGAGAAAGAGAGGGAGGUGUGUAGACAGAAGGACGAAGCCCUCGCUGCUGCCCUGCAGGAGAAGGAGGCUCUGAUCCACACCUUCAAAGAGCAGCUGGAGAUCUGUCAGAAGGAGGCUGCCUCCGACUCUGUGAGUGGGCAGCGUUCUGCUGAGCUGGCAGCCCUGCUGAAGGACUGGGAGGGAAACGGCGCCAUCUUGUGUCAGGAGGUCACCAAACUCACCACAGCCCUGCAGGAAAGCCAGAACAUGGUGCAGAGUCAGCAGGAGAGUCACAGCCAGACGGUGUCCUCUCUGACAGAUCAACUCCGAGACACUCGGCAGGAGCUGAGGCAGAAGGAGAAGGAGAAGAAGGAGGCUGACAGAGCCGGACGCAACAGCAGAGAGGACCAAGAGCGAGAAGAGAGGAGGCUGAGGGACAGUCUGGACAAAAGGAACAAACUCAUAGAGCAAAUCCUGUUGGAUGCCGAGGAGCGGGACCACCUGUUCAGAGAGCUGCAGCAGAACCUGCAGAACAAACGUGAACCUGUGACGGCCAUGAAACACACACUGUGAUGGAGGACACACUGUACUGACCAGAUGCAGACUCACUGCACAGACACGGAGAAAUACUUUGCACUUUCUGCACCACCUGUUUGCCUCGUUAACAUAUUUAUCGUGGUGCGCAUUAAGUCUAUUUAUAUUUAUUUCUCUGCAUUUAGGAGGUUUGCAUUUGCAGCCCUGUCCUGCUUGGGCGUGUGCUGAAGGAAAGCUGAUUUUUUUUUCCACACCCCCCCACAGUUACUACUUAACUUUCUGCAGUGAAUCGGGAAAUUCCAGCCUGAUUGUUUUCGGUGGUGCAGGAUGUCAGGUCCAGAUUUUAAUAUCUGGAUGUUAAUUACUUGAUUUAAAAAUCACUGGAUUACUGUAUUUAGUUAAAUUUGAAUGUAAUGGGUCUAAUGAUUACGCAGUGAUUUCAUUUCAUGCAGUGGGAACUUUUCUUAACGGAUGUGAGGAACAUUCAUGUCCUCUAGAACAGGAGCGGGUACGAUAUGUUAGAAAUUAGAAUUUUCCUUAAAAUAAUUAAUGAAUCUCUUUGCAGUGGUGUUUUAGAGAAGUGCCAUAUUUUUUGUUUACAGUGCUGGCUGAGCACUUACACAGGGGUAAAAUUACAACCAAAUAACAUUUUGACCUGCUUUCACUCUGUUUAUUUUUAUAUGUGUCUAUAUUUUCAUUUUUUUGUGCUGGAAUUAUUCUUAAUUUUCUUUACCGUUUACAUGUCUUGUAUAGUUAUUCUGGGACUUUCUAUUCACUCAAGAGAAUUAAACACUCUGAUCCAAAUUA